Molecule: messenger RNA, 1929 nt
Organism: Paramecium tetraurelia
Lineage: Eukaryota; Ciliophora; Oligohymenophorea; Peniculida; Parameciidae
Exons: 7
Source: RefSeq, a predicted model, not a curated record
AUGCCAAAUAUCUACUUCGCUUUGGGGUUGUUCCUAAUUGUGUGCAAUCUGGAUCUUGGAGUAACUCAAUGGUUACCUACAUAUGAGGCAUUCAGAGAUGAAAAAAUUGAUGAUUUAAAUGGUACAAAUUUAAAGUAAGCAAAUGUAGGAUGGGUGAUAGAAAAUCAAUAUGAAUCUACGUUUGAUGUAGUAACUAAAUGCGGACCAAUAUAAAUUUUAGGAGGUCUAAAGUCAUUCGGUUCUUAAACAACAUUAACAAAGAUGAUUAAGAUUCCUCCACACUAUAGACUUAAAUUUGUUAUACAAUUAUGGAAAAUAGGCGAUUGGGAAAAUGAUAAAAUUCAAGUGUUUGUCGAUGGUGUGCCUUGGGAAAUGAAAUGGGGUUUUACAGAAGGAGCAAAAUAAUUAUGUGGUGGUCCUAAAAUCCCAAACAGCGAUAAAGUUUACGAUGUCGAAUUUGAAGUAGCUCACAAUUCUCCAACAGCUACGAUCGUCAUUGCUAGCACUUAAGUUUAGAAAGCAGAUAAAUAGGCUUGGGGCAUGAGGAAUAUCAAAAUCUCUUUUAAAGAAUGUCCUUCUCAAUGUGGCAUAUGUCAUAAUGACAAAGUUAUUGAAUGCAAAUUUUGGAAGCAAGUGGAUCUUAGUUGGUUUCGUACUGACACCUCAUUAGAAGGAUGGAACUUACUAGAAGGAAGACAAAAGUCGGUGCAAUGCUCAGGAAUCGUUAUGUUUGGAGGGCCUGACAAUAUUGGUAGCAAAGCUGUUUUAACAAAAUAAACAAAAAACUUGCCUCCUCAUUCAAGAGUAAUGAUUAAAUUCACUUUAUGGAAAUUUGGACAAUGGGAUAAUGAUCAAUUUUAUGUGCACAUUGACGAUGAUUAAGUCUAUAAGCAAACAUUCUAAAUCUUGGAUGGAUUAAACAUAUGCGGAAAUUCUAAACCAGGGUAUGGAUAGAAAUUGGUGAAUAUAGAAAUAAUCUAGAAGCAUAAGAAGAAUGAUAUGACCAUAAAGUUCUCCUCUUCCUUAAAGUAAGAUCCUGAAGAUCAAUCAUGGGGAAUUCGAGAUUUUUUCGCUUUUGUAGCUGAAUGUCCAAAAUUCUGCCGAAGUUGUUUUGGAUCUGGAGAUAAUGAAUGUUUGAAAUGUGAAGAAACCCAUUAAUUGAUUGAAGGGAAAUGCGUCAAUAAAGAUGAUUGGUUUAUAUUGGCCAAAGAGUUCAAUGAACCAUCCAGUUUUAAAAAGAUUAGAGAAUGGCAAAUCGAUAAUAUCGAUCCCAUCCAAUCUGAGGUUGAGACUUCUCCAAUUACAUAGUGUGGUAAGGAUGUCAACAUUUUUGGAGGUUACAAAAUAUUGGCUAAGAAAUCUCAAGUUUCAAAAGUGUAUACCAAUAUUCCUCCACAUCAUUUCUUAAGGUUAAGGAUCACUAUGUAUAAAAUUGACAGAUGGGAUGGAGAAGAGUUGGAUAUUCUAGGAGAUGAUAAAUUAGUAUGGAGUCAGCUUUUAGGGUGGAAUGAUCCUGGACAAUCCAAUAUUUGUGGUGACCCUAAAAGUCCAUGGAAGGAGAGAAUUAUGUUUAUCGACUAAGUGGUUGAACACAACAAGGAUGAGUUUAAGUUAACCAUUACAUCCACCUUAUAGGUAACUGCAGACAUUGCUUCCUGGGGGUUUAGAGAUGUAAUGUUACUGUAUUCCCCCAUUAAGGAAUGUAUUACUGUCUUUAGUGAAUGCAAUUAUUAAGGAGAACAAGGGUAGAUUUGUGAGAAUGUUGAGGAGUUAAACAAGUUUGAUUUCCAUAUAAAGUCUAUGCAGAUACCUGAAGGAUUGAAAUUUGUUGGCUUCAAGAAUGCUCAAUUCAAGGGAGACAGAGUUGAAUACACAACCAAUUAGAAAUGUCUUGAAGAUAUUCAAUAUUCAUUCAUCUAAAGAUUAUGA